Messenger RNA from Malassezia globosa CBS 7966, 4077 nucleotides. RefSeq lists its product as uncharacterized. The transcript has a single exon. The coding region runs from base 1 to 4077 and encodes 1358 amino acids. Gene Ontology annotation, cellular component: chromosome; condensin complex. Gene Ontology annotation, molecular function: ATP hydrolysis activity; ATP binding; protein binding. Gene Ontology annotation, biological process: mitotic chromosome condensation. The record is from RefSeq and is a predicted model, not a curated record. Lineage: Eukaryota; Fungi; Basidiomycota; Malasseziomycetes; Malasseziales; Malasseziaceae.
AUGACUCCAGCCCGCAAAAUGCCUCCUCCUAUCACCCCCGGACGCACGGGAGCACGGAUCCAUGCGAAUACGACGACACCAAUUGCAUCAGCUUCCGGCACUCUAGGAGGUGCUGCGGCUGUUGCUGCGCCACUACCACCAGUGAAGCGUCUUGUCAUCCACAAGCUCGUUUUGCAGGAUUUCAAGUCUUAUGCUGGCCGACAGGAAAUAGGACCGUUUCACAAGUCCUUCUCUAGCAUUGUUGGGCCCAACGGCAGCGGCAAGAGCAAUGUGAUUGAUGCACUUCUUUUUGUCUUUGGCUGGCGAGCGAACAAGAUGCGCCAGGGCCGACUUAGCGAGCUGAUUCACAAUCGCGAGGGAUUGCCGCCGCCUCCCUAUUGUGCAGUGGAAGUCUGGUUUCGCGAUAUUAUUGACUAUCCGGACACCGAGAAGUACGACGUUGUGCGAGGAAGUCGCUUGAUUCUUCGGCGCGUAGCCAUGCGGAACAAUACAUCGCAGUACACGCUGAAUGGCACCAAGUCUUCAUUCACAGAAAUCACCGCUUUGUUGCGUGACCGUGGCAUCGAUCUUGAUCACAAGCGCUUCUUGAUCCUGCAGGGAGAAGUCGAGAGUAUUGCACAGAUGCCGCCCAAAGGCAAAACCGAGCACGAAGAAGGUUUGCUGGAGUACUUAGAGGAUCUUAUUGGCACAAGCGAGUACAAGGAGCCCAUCGAGGAGCAUGCAAAAGCUGUUGACGCUGCAAGCGAUGCACGCAGUGAGAAAAUGAACCGCUUGAAAAUCGUGCAACGCGAGCUCGAUGCAUUGGAACCACGACGCAAAGAAGCUGAAAGCUUUCUCCGUGAUCAAAAUGAGCUUGUAUGUCUCCAGUCACGACUGUGGCAGUCACAUAUGGUUGACUGCCGCGACCACAUUUCGCGUGCAUCAGAGUCUCUUGCCGCUGUCCGCCAUCAAAUCGAGUCCGAGCAUGCGAAACAUGCCGAGGCGCAGCAAGCAUCUGACUCGCUGCGUGCUAGCCAUCAAGCUGAAGUGAAUGCCUGUGCAGAAAUGGAGACACAUGUGCGUGAUUUGACGCGUGCGUGGGAAAGUGCCGAGAAGCUUGGUAUUGAGCUCAAUGCUCGCCACAAAAUGAUUACCGGCAAACGAAAGAAACUCAUUUCUUCUCUCACUGAGUCGAAAUCAGCCGUCGCCCGCGCGCGUGAUGCGGCUUCGAUGGCAACAAGUGAUAUUAGCAGCGUGCAGCGCGAGUUCGGCGAGCGUGAAUCUGCUCUUGUCAGGGAGGAAAGCACACUUGAGAAUAUAUGUGAUCGUCUGAAAGGAACAACACGGGAGUUUAGCGAUGCAAUUGAACAGAAGCAAAAAGAACUUGCCCCUUGGACAGCCAAAAUCAGCGAGCAUACGGCAGCAUGCGAAAUCCUGCAGCAUGAGCGAUCGUGGCUCACCUCACAUAGUGAGGAUACGAUUCAACGGGUCGAAGAUGCGCGUGUUUCACUAGCUGACUUGCAACGUACUAUGCAAAUGCAAACUGAGGAGAUGGAAUCGCUGCAGUAUGAACAGCGCACGCUAUGUGACAAAAUGGACGAGGACCGUGCACAGCUUGCAGCAAUGCAAGACAAUGAACGUGCAUUGCGACAGAAGCGUGAUCAAGCACGACGCGCGGCCGAAGACGCAAAGCACUCGCUUGCAUCGACCAAAUCGCGCGGUGAAGUGCUACAGAGCUUAGUGCGGCAAGCGGAGCUGGGCUUGCUAAGUGGAUUCUACGGCCGGCUCGGCAGUCUCGGCACCAUUGAUCCCCGCUACGACGUCGCUAUUAGCACGGCUUGUCCAGGUUUAAAUAAUCUCGUCGUCGAAAACGUUGCAACCGGACAACAGUGCAUUGAGCAUCUCCGUAAACACAACUUGGGGCGCGCAAACUUUGUGCUCCUGCAAAAUGUGCAAGUGAAGACAGAUGCCAUGGGUCCGAUAACGACGCCAGAAAAUGUGCCGCGCUUGUUCGAUUUGGUGAAGCCAAAAGAUGCUCGUUUCGCUCCAGCUUUUUACCACCAGCUAGGCGACACGCUCGUGGCGCGUGACUUGGCUCAGGCGAACCGGAUCGCCUACGGUGUGAAGCGAUGGCGCGUUGUUACCGAGGAUGGCCAGCUUAUUGAUAAGAGCGGCACGAUGUCGGGUGGUGGCUCGCGUGUGAUGCGUGGUGCCAUCAGUUCGACGCUGCAUGCAGACGUGUCACCAGAACAAGCGUCACGGAUGGAAAAAGAAUUUUCCGCCGCUGAGAGCAUGCUUCAAUCACAUAUUCAGUCUCUCGCGCAUUUGACCACGCUUAUUGAAAGGAAUGAGGCCCGCCUUCCAGCCAUUCAAAAGAAGCUGGCACUUUUGGACAUGGAUGUACAGACAUCGACGCAACGCAUCAGCGAAGCCGAGGAUCACCUACACGAAGCGCAGGCGCAGAGUGAGCCAAAUCAAGAUGAUCUUCGCCGCAUAAAAGAACUCGAUCAUCAGCUGCACUUGCAUCAAGACGAGAUUGCUACGCUGAAGUCGAAGAGUGCUGAUAUCGAACAGGCCAUCCACGCUUUGCAAGAGCAAAUUCUCGAGGCUGGUGGUGUGGAAUUGCGUGCUCAGCAGGCGAAAGUCCAGGGCAUAAAAGAUAUGAUGUCAUUGUGUGCCGAACGACUAGCGAAAUCAGAAGAACAGCAUGCAAAAGCCGAGAAUGACCUUAAGCGGUAUGAAAAAGCGCUCAAGUCUGGUCAAGAACAGCUUGAUCUGCUUGAUGCUGAACUGCAGACGCUCGAAGAAAGUCGCGUCGCACAAGCAAGCGACUUGGAGAGUGCAGCUGCGCGAAUUGAAGACAUGCGUGAAGCUCUAGAGGAUCGCAUCGAGAAGCGUGACCAGCUACAAGCCCAGCUUGAUGAGCAUGACGCUUCUCUUCGUGCAUUCCGUGCGCUUAGGAUGGAGCUGGAACAACGACUGGAAGACCACGAAAAGACCAAGUCCGAGAAUGAGCAGCGGCUCCAGCAUUGGGUAAAGCAACACUCUCAACUUGUUUUGAUCCCGGUCCCUCGCUCCGAGGAUGACACUAGUAGUAGCCAGCUUAUUAGCGAUGCCCAUGAAGAGCGUCAACAUGGCGGUGGUAAUGUGGCUGUGAAAGUUGAAGACGGCGGGGGCGAUAAUGAUGACAUGGAGCAAGAGCCGAUAAACGAGAAGCUAUCCAACAACACAAAUGAAAGCGAGACGUGCGACGAGGAAGAACUGGCCGACCAGCUGCCGACGCUCACGGAUGAUGAAGCACGCACCGUCGAUAAGGGCCGUGUGCAAGCUGACAUGACGCGGCUUGAAGAGCGCUUGGCCUCAAGUGACGUUAAUUUGGACGUGCUAGAAGAGUUUCGACACGUCGAAGAAACCUUCCUUGCGCGAGCCAAAGACCUGGAACGUGUCAAUGAGCAACGUGAUCAGGCACAGAACAAGUUUGAGGCGUUGCGUAAGGAGCGUCUCGAGCGAUUUAUGGAUGGUUUUACCCAAAUAUCUCUGAAGCUCAAGGAAAUGUACCAGACGAUCACGCUUGGUGGAAAUGCCGAGCUGGAACUCGUCGAUAGCUUGGACCCAUUCAGCGAAGGCAUCGUCUUCAGUGUGAUGCCGCCAAAGAAAACGUGGAAAAACAUCAGCAAUCUCAGUGGCGGCGAAAAGACACUUAGCAGUCUUGCCCUAGUCUUUGCCCUGCAUGCUUACAAACCAACACCACUGUACGUGAUGGACGAGAUUGAUGCUGCUCUAGACUUUCGCAAUGUUUCAAUCAUUGCAAACAUCAUCAAAGAGCGUACACGCGGUGCUCAAUUCGUUGUUAUUUCAUUGCGGAACAAUAUGUUCGAGCUAAGCUCGCGUCUUGUUGGCGUAUACAAAACGGCGCAUUGCACAAAGUCACUAACUAUUGAGAAUGUUGAUCUACAUGCCACUUCGCCGUUAGACUCGCACGCACCACCCGCAUUUGCCGCUGCUGCAGCUGUACCUUAUCGCCACCCGCCUGGCGGCGCGAUGACGUCCCCUACAAAGUCUGGCGGCCGGACCACUUCCUCUGUCGCCCUUGGUUAG